Messenger RNA from Ochotona princeps (American pika), 1082 nucleotides. Its product is annotated as protein phosphatase 1 regulatory subunit 7-like. The transcript has 7 exons. The record is from RefSeq and is a predicted model, not a curated record. The coding region runs from base 187 to 1041 and encodes 284 amino acids. Lineage: Eukaryota; Metazoa; Chordata; Mammalia; Lagomorpha; Ochotonidae. Gene Ontology annotation, molecular function: protein binding.
CCAUAUCUCCUACAGGGCCUUGUUGCCAGGCAACCACUUGUUUCCUUGGUCACAGUGAAUCUGUGAGACCCCCAAAAGAGGCUGUACAUUCUUGGAGGACUGUUCUUCAUAUCCUCUCUUGGAAGCAGGAUGAAAAUCUCUUCAUGAUAACAGCUUUAUGAAGGCCAAGAGAAGUCUUUGCAAGACAUGUCGGAAAGCUCUUCAGGCCGGAGCACACGGAGGAAGGAGACUUGCGGCUCUGACCCAUCGUGCGACUUCCGCCCCAUGGAAGCUCCCAGGUGGUCGGCUCUGUGGAGUCCAGCGUCCCAUACACGUUCAGACUCCGGAAUAUCAUCCUUGCUCCCAUCAGAUUCUUGUAAGUACCUUACUUGGAGUAAGGUUGGAGAGCAUGACGUUCAAGGAAGCCAACUGCGUUGCCCACGAGUGAGGGAAGGACCUCCUGAAGAAGACUUCAUUUUCAAACAGGUGGGCUGUGCCUCCACUCCAAGGCAAAGAGUCCUUGAAAGCAACAGGUGGGAGACCUGGUUACAGGAGAAUUGGGAGGACUGCACGAAUUUGAACAUUUCAUUUCAGGAUUUGGGGGACCUUUACCAGGUUCAAAAUUUUAACAGGAUUCUUAGAAGACUAAUUAGAGUGGAAAUCCUCUGGUUAGUGGAUAAUUCGCUGGUGGACUUAAGUGCCAUUCGAUUGCCAAGAAGACAAACACCACAAUGUUUACAUUCUGUGUCCAGCUGCAGGAUUCUAAAUCUGAACAAAAAUCACCUCACAACUUUCAAACAGUUGCCAAAGAUACCUCAAAUACAACAUUUGUCCUUGGCUGAAAACCACAUUGAGUCUCUGACUGGACUCUCAAGCUUGCGGCAGGCUCCAUUAGAAGCACUCACGCUCAAGAGGAACCCAUGCGAGUUUAACCAAAGUUACAGAAGACGUGUGUUUUCCUGCUUGCCAAACUUAAAAAUACUGGAUGGAAUCCUGAAGCUACCAGAAGAUCACUCACCACCAGAAUCAAAUAUUUUUUCAAAAAUGUGUGUUAUAUCCUAAUAUAAUUUGUGUAGAAAAAGCAAUCACCAUUGUUGCUUUAA